AAAACCUCAAAACCUUCCAUUUGCCAACUAAUCUCUUCUCUUCCUUUUCUCCAAACCCCCCCUCCCCUAUAAAUAAGUGCAUAAGAGAGUACCCUCUUAGUUUCUAAAAAAAGUUUUAUACCCACAAACACAUAAAUAUAUAUAUAUAAUAUACAUAUAUGGAGCUCAUCAUCAAGAAGUCUACCUUCAUUCUCAUCUUUAUUCUCUUCCUCUUUUCCACUCAUCCUUACUUCUCAACAGGGGCUAUGGUGGUGGAUAGUGAAGAGAUUUAUGAGAUUGAUUAUAGAGGUCCUGAGACCCACUCAUCAAUUCCUCCACCUGAUCACUCUCGUGGGAAGCAUAGGGUUCACAGGCAAAGCUCAUGGGGACACCCAAAUAACCCUAAAACAAAGACCACUUACUUGGGAAGAAAGGCCAGUAAGAUACACGGCUGAAUAAGAUGUAUAAGAAAGAUUGAAAGAAGAUCUCCCUUCUUUUCUAGUGUUAUUAGUUUUUGCUAAAGUGAUGAUAUAUUAUUGCUAUUAAUUAAUGCUCUCUAUAGAUAAUUAAUGUGUAGGGAUUAAUUAUAUUAAGAUGUCAUGAUGAAUCAUAUAUAUUAGCAUUUAAUGUUUGUCA
Messenger RNA from Cannabis sativa, 615 nucleotides. RefSeq lists its product as uncharacterized. Lineage: Eukaryota; Viridiplantae; Streptophyta; Magnoliopsida; Rosales; Cannabaceae. The record is from RefSeq and is a predicted model, not a curated record. The transcript is spliced from 3 exons. Bases 159 to 434 code for a protein of 91 amino acids.